UAAAGUAGUUGUCGUACAUCUAUGUUAAAUUAAUCUCUGGUUUCAUUUUUUUUUUAAUGGAAAAAAUGACUUUUGGCGAAAAAUAAACGACAAACACGUGUCGAUUGUAAUAAAACAGCCGGUAUUGUGUUUUUUAUAAGAAAAACGCGUGAAUAAAUAAAGUUCAAUAAUGGCGACAAAGUUGCCGGAAACAAUAAAUUUUCCUCAAGAGGAAGAAGUUGUUUUGGAUUUGUGGAAUAAAUUGGAUGUUUUUCAAAAAUGUCUACAACAAUCAAAAGGCAAGCCAAGAUAUUCUUUUUAUGAUGGUCCACCUUUUGCAACAGGAUUACCUCAUUAUGGACACAUUUUAGCGGGAACGAUAAAAGAUAUUGUCACUAGAUACGCACAUCAAAAUGGUUAUCACGUUGAUCGUAGAUUUGGUUGGGAUACUCAUGGACUUCCAGUCGAAUAUGAAAUUGACAACGCUCUGGGUAUCAAGGGCCCCGACGAUGUUGCCAAAAUGGGUAUAGCAAAUUAUAAUAAUGAAUGUCGAAAAAUUGUUAUGCGCUAUGCAACCGAAUGGGAAAAAAUAGUCGGUCGUAUUGGUCGUUGGAUUGAUUUUAAAAAUGAUUACAAAACACUUUAUCCAUGGUAUAUGGAAACAAUUUGGUGGGUUUUUAAAGAAUUAUUCAAUAAGGGCCUCGUUUAUCAGGGCGUAAAAGUUGUACCAUUUUCAACUGGUUGCAAUACACCUUUGUCAAAUUUCGAAGCCGGACAAAAUUACAAAGAUGUCAUUGAUCCAUCGGUGGUUGUUGCAUUUCCACUUAUUGAUGAGCCAAAUGUUUCACUUCUCGCCUGGACAACAACACCAUGGACACUACCAAGUAAUCUUGCAUUGUGCUGUAAUGCCGACUAUGAAUAUCUUGAAAUUAUCGAUUCAGCAACGGGUAAAAUUUACAUAAUUCUUGAAUCAAGUUUAGAAGUUGUUUAUAAAUCAAAGGAUCAUUAUACUGUUAAGGGUAAAAGAAAGGGUAGUGAAUUAAAGGGGAAAUCUUAUGAGCCACCAUUUGAUUAUUUUGCACAUCUUCGAAAGAAAGGUGCAUUUGUUGUGUUGAAUGAUAAUUAUGUGACUGCGGGAUCGGGUACGGGAAUUGUUCAUCAGGCACCAUAUUUCGGUGAGGAUGAUUAUAGAUGUUGUCUUGCAGCUGGAAUUAUCACUAAGGAACAAGAAAUGGUGUGUCCUGUGGAUAAUUGUGGUAAAUUUACAGAACCAGUGAGUGAAUUUAAAGGGGUUUUUGUAAAAACGGCCGACAAGGAGAUAAUGAAAAUUUUAAAAACAAAGGGAAAAUUAAUUCACAGUGGAACAACGACACAUAGUUAUCCAUUUUGUUGGCGUUCAGAUACGCCAUUGCUUUAUAAAGCUGUGCCAUCUUGGUUUGUUCGUGUAACAAUGAUUAAGGAUCGUCUUAUGAAGACAUAUUCGGAGACUUAUUGGGUGCCAGAGUAUGUGAAGGAGAAAAGAUUUGCCAAUUGGUUGGAGAAUGCACGCGAUUGGGCAAUUAGUCGUAAUCGUUAUUGGGGUAAUCCAAUUCCCCUUUGGAUAUCGGAGGAUGGUAAGGAGAUUAUGUGCAUUGGAAGUAUUGCCGAAUUGGAACAAUUAACUGGUGUUAAAAUAACUGAUAUUCAUCGUGAGAGUAUUGAUAAUUUAACAAUACCAUCAAAACGACCUGGACAACCGCCAUUGAGAAGAAUUAGUGAAGUUUUUGAUUGUUGGUUUGAAUCGGGUUCAAUGCCCUAUGCACAAAUGCAUUAUCCAUUUGAAAAAAUUAAAGAAUUUGAAGAGAGUUUUCCCGCUGAUUUUAUUGCUGAGGGUAUUGAUCAAACGCGCGGUUGGUUUUAUACAUUGUUGGUGAUAUCAACUGCAUUGUUUGGUAAGGCGCCAUUUAAAAAUUUAAUUGCAAAUGGAUUGAUAUUGGCGGGCGAUGGUCAAAAAAUGUCGAAACGAAAGAAAAAUUAUCCGGAUCCAAUGGAAAUUGUUAAUAAAUAUGGUGCUGAUGCAUUAAGAUUGUAUUUGAUAAAUUCACCAGUUGUAAGGGGUGAGAAUUUGAGAUUUAAAGAAGAGGGCGUGAGAGAUGUGAUAAAGGAUGUUUUUCUUCCAUGGUAUAAUGCAUUUCGUUUUCUUAUACAAAAUAUUGAGAGAUAUGAGAAAGCGGAAAAUAUUGUCUUUCAAUAUCACAGUCUUGAGGAUAAUAAGAAUACAAAUGGUAAUAUUAUGGAUAGAUGGAUUAUUUCUUUUACUCAAUCGCUUCUUGAAUUUUUAAAACAGGAAAUGAGUGCCUAUAGAUUGUACACAGUUGUUCCAAGAUUAAUAAAAUUUAUCGAUAAUUUGACAAAUUGGUACGUUCGCAUGAAUCGAAAACGUAUAAAGGGUGACACUGGUUCUGAUGAUUGUCAACGUGCAUUAAAUACACUUUUCUAUAUUGUCUACACAAUGUGUCGUGUCAAUGCACCAUUUACACCGUUUUUAACUGAAUUUAUGUUUCAAAGAUUAAGAAAAUUAUUGCCAAUGACAAAAACUCAUGACAGUAUACAUUAUGAAAUGAUUCCAAAUUCAUCGCCGAAAUUUAUUAAUCAAGAUAUUGAAAAAGCUGUGGCAUGUAUGCAAACGGUGAUUGAUUUGGGACGAAUUGUUCGCGAUAGAAAAACAAUGCCAGUUAAAUAUCCAUUGCCUGAAAUUGUUGUCAUUAAUCAAGAUAGUCGUGUUAUUGAUGAUAUUGUUUCAUUGACGCCUUAUAUUCUUGAGGAAUUGAAUGUGAAGAAAUUAACAGCAACAACGGAUAAGGAGAAAUAUGGAGUUACACUUAAAGCUGAGCCUGAUCAUAAAAAUCUUGGUGCACGUCUUAAGGGUGAAUUUAAAGCAGUAAUGGCGGCAAUUAAAGAUCUUUCGAAUGAUGAAUUACAAAAAUUUGUCAAUAAUCAGAAUAUUGUUGUUUUGGGUCAUACAUUGGAAAAGGAUGAUCUUCGUUUGAGUUACAGUUUUUCGGGACCGGCUGCUGAACAAUUGUCAAAACAAUAUGAGGCACAUUGUGAGGGUAAUGUUUUAAUUUUAUUGGAUGUCACACCCGAUGAAAUGAUGUUGAAUGAAGGUUUAGCGAGGGAGAUAAUUAAUCGUGUGCAAAAAUUACGAAAAAAAGCACAACUCGUUCCAACUGAUGAAGCAACUGUUUAUUAUGAUAUUAAGGAUAAAAAUAGUACUUUGGCAAAAGUUGUUGAUACACAUCAGAAAUUUAUUGAGACAACAACAAAAACUCCACAAAUGAAUUAUUCUAAAUUUCAAAAUGAGGGCAAUAUUAUUAUUUUAGAAGAAAUGCAAAAUAUUAAAGGCGUUGAAAUGAAUCUUGUUUUGGUGAAAGGAAAUUCAAUGUGUCAAUUGACAAAUGGCAUUAAACCAUUUGUGGAAUUUGUUAAUGUUCAUCUUGUCAAUUGUUCGCCUCGAUUUGGUGCCAAUAGUCAACAGGGGACAAUUUUAUUGAGAGAUUUUAAAAAUAAUUUGACAAUUAAUUAUGAGAAAUUUUGUGAAACUGUGGAAAAUAUUUUUGGUAUUUAUGGAUGUAAUUAUCAAUUGUAUGCAAAUAAUGAGAAACUUGGUGAGAAUACAAAUUUUCUUCAAUUACAUGGUGAAAAUAUUUUUAUUGUUCGUGAUGGUGAUGUACCACCAAUUGAUAAUUGUAAAUCAAAUGAUAAAACUUUGCCAAUUUGUAAGUUUAUUAAUUUCAAAACAUGUGGUAAAGAAGGGACAAUUCUUUUGGAAAAUCCUCAAGGAAGUCAUGUAUUAAAUGUUGAGAAUUUAAAAGAUAGACUGAUUUCAUUAUGUGGAAUGAAUAAAAUUUCAAUUCCUCAUUGUAAAAAAUCGGUGUUUGAAUUGCAUGGUACUGUUGUAGAAUUUUGAUGAAAUCAAUUAAUCAUUAUUGUUUAUUUCGCAAAUUCAUUUAUAAUAAUUUAAUUAAAAUUCGUCUCUAUAGUUAAAUGAAUUGGAUUCAUUUUUAAAAGAACUAAUUUUCAUUAACUUAUAAAAAAAAUAUUUUUUUUUUUUUCAUCAACAACAGUCUGUAAAUAAUUCUGACAUUUUAUUAACUUAUUAAACAUACAAAAUAAAU
Leptopilina boulardi is the source of this 4136-nucleotide messenger RNA. It is a transcript of the gene IleRS, whose product is annotated as isoleucine--tRNA ligase, cytoplasmic. Gene Ontology annotation, molecular function: ATP binding; aminoacyl-tRNA deacylase activity; isoleucine-tRNA ligase activity. The transcript has 2 exons. NCBI's taxonomy places the organism in Eukaryota, Metazoa, Arthropoda, Insecta, Hymenoptera, Figitidae. The record is from RefSeq and is a predicted model, not a curated record. Bases 170 to 3928 code for a protein of 1252 amino acids. Gene Ontology annotation, biological process: isoleucyl-tRNA aminoacylation.